UUUGACAUUUCACAAGCGGACGAACCAGGAUGAACUCCGCUGUCCCGCUGUCCGCUUGCGUGCAUGCGCGUGCUGUACCGAUCUCUCGAAGUGUCCAACAGCCACGAGCAACGCGAUGUCCAGUGACUGGUACGUGUCCGUAUUCCUCAUCUGCCUAUCGACGUUCCUCUCGCCGCGCGCAAGUCAUUGCGCGACGAAUGUGACUGAUGUCUCGGAUCACACGCAAGCUGAGAACGCACUCGCAAAAUUGGUGAAAAUGUUCUCUAAACCGGGUGCGUUCAAACAGAUCGACGCAAUACUUGGGGAAAACACCAUCGAGGCAUCGUUCACGAGUUGUCCCAUGGGUGAAGAAGGCCUGGAAUGCCGAAGAGCCGAGGCUCGUCGAUCGGUUGAUUGUCCCCGAGGAGAUUGUUUCUGUUAUGAUUGCGCCGCUGCCGGGCCUGAUUUGUGGGCUUCCUGUUGCCGUGAAAGCUUGAGAUGCUGCUCUCAUCUCGCAGCGGCCUGCAGGACGUGCGACCAUCCAACGUUGUAUCCCUUUUGCGCAAAGCAUUUUAAGAAAUGCCUAACGCAAUACAACGAAACGAAGCAGGAUUAACCGUGUCACAAGAUUUUCGGCAAUGACCCAACUGUGAUAGUUUACCAUGACGAUCAUCGGGUAGUCGAUAAAAAUACUGAUAAAAAUACUCAGCUUGUCUUCUUUAUCAUAAUCAGAAUUAAUUGCCGAGGUUUAAUCGCGAUUGCACCAGAUAUUAGCAGCAAUAAAGAACGCAAUAACCGUAUUAUCAAGUUGCGUAAUCAAAGUUUUACGUCGUGUCUCUUAAUAUAGCGUUUACCUUCAGAGUUGUUAAACUGGUCCUAUUUGAUUACUUCUAGAUGACUUUGCUUAAAUGAAGGCUUUGACUCUACAAUCGAUACUGUAAUCUAAACAACAAAUUCGCAGACAUAUGUUUAUUGCGUAUAUUGCUUAGAUAAUAUGUAUAAUUUUGCUUACUUAAUACGUGACAUUAGUUUAGAAACAAAGAUAAAAAUUGUCUUUCUUUACAGUUACAUACGAAUUAUUUGUUAUAUAUGUUAUAUAUGUUUGUUAUAUAUGUUUAUAAAACAAAAUAUGAUUUCAAAUCGAUAAUAGAGAAUUUUUCUGCGAAUUUGUAGUUACCCGAUGACCUAAAUUAAAUUUUUGUAAUUUUGAACUUAAAUUUGUAAUUAUCGACUACGUAAAUACUCAAUAGAUUUCAAGCGCGUUUCGAGAAAAUAUAGCAUACACAUUCUUGGAAAGGAAAAAAAAGUUUCGAUUUAUGACUCUAUACAUCGAGUUAUAUAUCGGUUACAAAUCUGUAAAUUCAUACUCUGUAUAAAUUUAUAAAAUCUGUGAAUAUAUAGGUUUAUACCACCA
This is a messenger RNA of Ooceraea biroi (clonal raider ant), 1393 nucleotides long. RefSeq lists its product as uncharacterized. The record is from RefSeq and is a predicted model, not a curated record. NCBI's taxonomy places the organism in Eukaryota, Metazoa, Arthropoda, Insecta, Hymenoptera, Formicidae.